GAGAGACAGGCAGGGCUGGGGGCUGGAGGGGAAGUGUUUGUAGUGACUAGCCCCAUAUCUAAUGGCCAUUGUGAGGGACCUCCCCCCAGCCCGAUAGCUACAGGUCUGGCCAGAGAGCCCUUAAUCCCCAGCAGGCCUUGGCCGUGGGUUCUGAUGUCGGCCCAUCAGUGCACCGCCCCCGCUCCUUGCCUCCCCAAAUGGCCCCCCAGCCAAGGCCAGAGCCGCCUGCCCGCCUGCUGGGCCCAGUGCUGCCUCAGCAGGUCCAGCAUGCUGGGCACCGCGAUCCUGCUGCUGGCCCUGCUCCCAGGGAUGACCACCUUGCCCAGCGAGUCAGCUGUGUCCCCGUUCCCCGCGGCGCCAGGGCCCAGGCUGCGCCGACCCCUUUUCAGUCUGGAGCUGUCGGACGCGGAGGACGCCUUCCCGCGCCGCGCGGGGCCGUUGGAGGUCCCGGCAGACAGCCGCGUGUUCGUGCAGGUACAGGCGCGGGGCUCACCGAGGCCGGGUGGCGGCCGGUGGGGGCAGCCGACCCUGACCGCGACCCCGCCCCCCAGGCGGCCCUGGCCCGUCCCUCCCCGCGCUGGGGCAUGGCCCUGCACCGCUGCUCGGUGACACCAUCCUCACGCCAGACCCCGGGCCCCGCCCUGGCGCUGCUGCGCGGGGGCUGUUCCGCCGACUCCUCGGUCACCUUCCCGCCACCGCGGCCGCUCCCAGGUGCCGCUCGCCCCGCGCGCUUCAGCUUCCGCCUGCGCCCGGUCUUCAACGCCUCUGUGCAGUUCCUGCACUGCCAGCUGAGCCGCUGCCGCCGCCUCCGGGGAGCCCGCCAGACGCCUGCGCCUCUGACGCUGUCUCCACCGUCGCCGUGUCUGCCUCGGGAUGAGGCGUGCGCGGGCGCCGGCAGUGGCCGCGAUGAGAGUCUGGGUGCCGACAGCCCUCACCUGCACACGCUGACGCAGCCCAUCGUGGUCACGGUGCCGCGGCUGCCCCCCAGGCCACCCAAGGGCGUCCCCGGCAGAGCCGUGCGACCCGAGCCUCCCGCGCCGGCCCCGGGGGUCCUGGAGCCCGCGCCGGUGGUAGCACUUGUGUUGGCCGCCUUCGUGCUGGGCGCCGCUCUGGCCGCCGGGCUCGGCCUCGUCUGCGCUCACUCAGCGCCCCUGCCCCCCGGCCCGCCCCCGAGAGCCUCGCCCAGCGGCCCCCCGCCCAGCAGGCCCCAGUGAGGCAGGUAAGUGUUGGCGGGAGGGAAGAGGGGGAGUGUAACCUGGGGCCGGUAGGACGGAUGGAGGAGGGAGGUGAUAAUGACUCUUCAUAGCGCGUUCUCUCUGCCAGGCGGAGUACCAAAUGUUUUACGCAUAUUAAUCCUUGUAACAAGCUUCAGGUAGAUACUCCUAUAAUCCUCAUAAUAGAUAUUUAAAAAUGAGGCACUCUCUGAAAUUAACUUGCCAAAGGUCACAAAAUUUGGUGGAGCUGGGAUUCUAAAUCACGUAGUGGGUGACUCGCGGCCGACUGAGGGCUUAGUGUCGUAAGAAAGGACCUCAACACCUCAGACAGGCACACUAGGCAAGGAGAAUUCGGGUUUCAGACCUAGCACCCACCCUCGCCCCGGCACACAGACUGAUGGGGCGGCCAAUGAUCGGUUGGGAAGGGGGUGACCUGCCGUAGCGUCCUCUACCCUGCUCAGCCUGAGUCGCCCCUCUCCAGAGAUAGCGCGCCCCCAACAGGGUCCGGAGACAUACCAGCCACAGCCUUGGACCAGGCCCGCCAGGACCUGAGACUCGAUGGGACUAAGAUCCCUGCGCCCCGCGCCCCCUCUUGCUCCUCCUCCCACCCUCCCACCUGGGUUCAGAAUAAACAUCUGGCCUGAACUGCAGCGUUCUGAAGUCUGCGUGCGCGCGUGGCGCGGGGGUGGGGAUUCCGGGGUGGAAAAGGUCCAGACUGGAGGGGUGGAGCUCUGGGGCGGGGCUCAUACGCCCUUAUAUAUACGUGUGCGGUUACCGCCCAGGGGAGCCCCAAGGGCAUUUUGUCCCACACAAAAAGGGGACACCCAACUCCACCAGCUUAAAUUUAAAAAUAAGCCUCGUCUCCUUCUCCACUCCUGCACCGCCCACCUGCUUUCUCAACCCCAGGAUUUCUCCGCUCUCCACUCCCACCGCCCGGACCCUGCCCUCGCUAGGGCCUCGAGCUCAGGCCUCUGCUCCAGUCUCCUCUCCGUCUAGCCUAAAGGUCCUUAAAUCCCUCCUGCCCGAGCUCCUGCCUCCCCAGAACGUAGACAAGGGGGUGACUAUUAGCUCCAUUUUACGGUUGAGGAAACUGAGGUUCGGCAAGGCCAAAUCACUUGCUCACCAGUCAGGGCUGGCCGACCCCACAGCCCAGGCUCUUGGCUACAAAGCACAUAAUAGGAGUUUCACAAGACGUAGUUCUGGAAGGGAGGGAGGGCACGAGAUCUAAGAACUUGGCUCCAGUUCACGAAUGAGAUAGAAUGCGGGCGGGGGGGUCUCGUUCGCCCCCGCCUCAGCUAGACGCCAGUCUCCCCAUU
Messenger RNA from Delphinapterus leucas (beluga whale), 2530 nucleotides. The record is from RefSeq and is a predicted model, not a curated record. Lineage: Eukaryota; Metazoa; Chordata; Mammalia; Artiodactyla; Monodontidae.